AUGCCUUUUUCUCACAACUAUGGGGGUUUGCUUCGCCCGAAAACGCGCGUGGUAGCGCUGGCUGACUUCUGGCGUUGUACAGCGCUUGUCGUCCUAAACUCUCCAGAUAGAUCACUGUCCAACGAACAGGUGCACGGUUUGGCGUCAGCCUGCGGUUUCGUCGUUGCAGCCGACGGUGGAGCGAACUGGCUGCGCGGAACCAACGUCAGACCCAAUGUUCUCGUGGGCGAUUUGGACUCUGUAGAGGACGAAACUAGGAGUUUUUAUGAGAAAUCUUCAGUUUUAUGUCAGAGUGAUCCAGAUGAGAGUCGAAACGACUUCCAAAAAGCGCUGACUUGUCUACCGGACGCGUUCCAACGAGCGGUUGUCAUCGGCGGUGAUGGCGGUCGCUUCGAUCACCUGCUGGCAAAUAUUCAUGCCAUGUAUGCAGACGCUAUGCAUCAUCAACACCGAGAUGUUGUUCUGCUUUCGAGUAAAAGCAUGGCGUUUGUGCUGCGGCCCGGUGGCCAUACCAUCCACAUCGAUGAAUGUGUAGAAGGUCCCUCAUGCGGCAUGUUCCCCAUGGGCGGGCCCUGCAAUGUCCGCACGCGAAACUUGCAAUGGGAUGUCAAUAGCGAAGGGUGGAAUGGUCGUCCUUUAGAGUUUGGCUCAUUCAUAAGUUCGUCGAAUCGCAUUCUCGGAAACUCGGUAUUGAUUUGGACGGACGCGUUCCUGCUGUGGACCCAUGAGGUGCGCUGGCCGUCGCCAGGUGGAUAG
Molecule: messenger RNA, 756 nt
Organism: Cyanidioschyzon merolae strain 10D
Lineage: Eukaryota; Rhodophyta; Bangiophyceae; Cyanidiales; Cyanidiaceae
Product: similar to thiamin pyrophosphokinase
Exons: 1
Coding region: 1-756 (251 amino acids)
Biological process (GO): thiamine diphosphate biosynthetic process; thiamine metabolic process
Molecular function (GO): thiamine binding; ATP binding; thiamine diphosphokinase activity
Source: RefSeq, a predicted model, not a curated record